AUACAGAAUACACGUUUGUUUAAUAUGGUUUAAUACUCUACAUUUGUUUACGUUUAUUAUUAUCGGCCAUUUCCAGUUAUCUAUAAAGUUUUAUCACAAGAUAAAGGCCGUCUAAAGUACCGACCGUUACUAAAAACAAUGUAAAUACUUUUGAUACCAAAGUUCCAAAGUGCAAUUGAGUGAAAUCGAGUGUGGAUAUGGCGCAAACAAUUAAUGUUGACUUGAAAAGGGAAAGGACGAAAACAAAGUUUAAUGUAGAAGAGUUAACAAACAUAUUAGAUAAUGGAAAAGAGAACACAGCUAAAAGAAGAGAAAUGGAGUCAUCCAUCCUCAGCGACAAAAACCUAAAAGAUGAAAUCCCAGAAGAGUACUUGAGUCAUAAGGAGAAGUACGAAAAUGCAAUCCGUAAAGCAGUGCUGCUGUAUCGAAAGAUGGAGUCUUACGCAAGCCAAGCUUUGUCUCUACAGGAGUCACAAGAGUUCAAUUUUCGUAAUUCAAUAGCAUCUGCUAUAUUUAAGGAGGGCUCACCAUUAAUGCUGCACUUCGGAAUGUUUAUCCCGGCGAUCCAGGGGCAAGGGACCGAGGAACAGAUUAAGAAAUGGCUGAAGCGAGCCAUAAACAUGGAAAUUAUUGGAACAUAUGCUCAGACUGAACUAGGACAUGGAACAUUCAUUCGGGGACUAGAAACGACAGCAACGUACGAUGCGGAAAAGGAGGAGUUUGUUUUAAAUAGCCCCACAUUAACUGCUUAUAAGUGGUGGCCGGGUGGUUUGGCACACACUGCAAACCAUUGCGUGGUGAUGGCGCAGCUUUAUACUAAAGGCAAGAAUUGUGGGAUCCAAGCGUUUUUGGUACAGAUAAGAGACGAAGAGACGCACAUGCCUCUACCUGGCGUCAAAUUAGGAGAGAUUGGCGCUAAGUUUAACUUCAAUACGGUCAACAAUGGGUUCCUUGGGUUCGAGAACCAUAGGAUACCUAGAGACAGAAUGUUGAUGAAGAGUGCUCAAGUUUUGAAGGAUGGGACUUUCAAGGCAUCAUCCAAUCCGAAGCUGGUAUACGGUACAAUGGUGUACGUGCGAGUGAUCAUAGUAAACACCGCGUCCAGCUAUCUCGCCAGGGCUGCCACCAUCGCGCUUCGGUAUUCGGCGCUAAGGAGGCAGUCCAAAUUGAAGGCCAAUGAACCCGAGAUCCAAGUGCUGGACUACCUGACGCAGCAGCACAAGCUGUUCAUAGCUGUCGCCACCAGCUACGCCUAUUUCUUCUCGGCGCGGUGGGUGUGGAGACUGUACAAGAAAGUGACUAUGGACAUGCAGCAAGGUCAGGUGGAUAGGUUGCCUGAGUUGCACGUAUUAGCGUGCUCCCUUAAGGUGCUCAGCUCGGCCGACUGUUCCUCCCUCAUCGAGCGGUGCCGGCUCGCGUGCGGCGGUCACGGCUACACGCUGGCCUCCGACCUGCCGCAGCUGUACGCCUUGUGCUCUGCCAUCUGCACCUACGAGGGCGAAAACACGGUGCUGCUGCUGCAGGUGGCUAGGUCUCUAGUGAAAGCCUGGGAGCAGGCACAUAAGGGUGCGACGCUCAGUCCGUCCAUGGCAUAUCUAUCAGACCGCUCCCCUGUGAGUGCCUGGGACAGUUCAGUUGAUGGCAUUAUUAGAAGUUUCCAGAAAGUCUCUGUUGGGAAGCUUUCGGAAGCUGUGAGAAGUCUGAAGGAAAACUCCCAAAAGAUGUCACCAGAAGAUGCUUGGAACAUGACUUCAGUUCAACUCAUAGCCGCCGCUGAGGCCCACGCCCGAGCUGUAGUGCUGUCAAUAUUCAAGAUGGAGGUAGAAAACAGCAUGUUUGCCGCGUCGGCCGAACUUAGAGGAGUAAUGACGUCGCUGUUAGAGCUGUAUGUGGUUUACUGGGCGCUGGAGAAGACUGGAGAUUUGCUGCUGUUCGCGAAACUGUCUGAAGCAGACGUCCGCGCGCUGCAGCGGCGCUACGAGCGUCUACUGACGGAGGUCAGACCCAACGCCGUGGGACUCGUCGACGCCUACGACUUCAGAGACGAGGUUCUCAACUCAGCUCUGGGCGCGUACGAUGGUAACGCGUACGAGCGACUGAUGGCGGAGGCGAUGAAGAGUCCGCUCAACCAGGAACCCGUCAACCAGACAUUCCACAAGUAUCUGAAACCCUUCAUGAGGGGGAAACUGUAGAUUGGCUUGUACCAUCGAGGAAAUUGAUUCCUAGGAAGUUGUCAGACCAAC
This is a messenger RNA of Aricia agestis (brown argus), 2243 nucleotides long. Its product is annotated as probable peroxisomal acyl-coenzyme A oxidase 1. The record is from RefSeq and is a predicted model, not a curated record. Lineage: Eukaryota; Metazoa; Arthropoda; Insecta; Lepidoptera; Lycaenidae. Gene Ontology annotation, cellular component: peroxisome. Gene Ontology annotation, biological process: fatty acid beta-oxidation using acyl-CoA oxidase; lipid homeostasis. The transcript has 13 exons. Gene Ontology annotation, molecular function: FAD binding; acyl-CoA oxidase activity; fatty acid binding. The coding region runs from base 198 to 2192 and encodes 664 amino acids.